Messenger RNA from Tyto alba (common barn owl), 3255 nucleotides. RefSeq lists its product as uncharacterized. Bases 1858 to 2883 code for a protein of 341 amino acids. NCBI's taxonomy places the organism in Eukaryota, Metazoa, Chordata, Aves, Strigiformes, Tytonidae. The record is from RefSeq and is a predicted model, not a curated record. The transcript has 2 exons.
GUUGAACCUGGGAAGAAGAUGGAGUGGGGGGAAGGUGGUUUUACUUUUUUUUUAUUAUUAUCAUACAGUAAUUGGAAAUAAAUUGGAUUGGGCUCCCUCGAAUAGAGGCUGCUUUGCCUGCGAGGGUGGUCGGGGGACAGUUCUCCCAGAACCACGGCGCUGUGGGUCAGGAGGGGCUUUUGGAGAAGAGCAUGGGGUGCCAGCCCCUGCCGAGCGCAGAGACACCUUCCCGCAGCCCCCGUCACCCCCAGCCCCACCCAGCCUGGCCAGAGAGGGACAGUCCUGGCCCAGACUGACAACCAAAGGGCGGAGGCGCGCUGAGGGAACCCUCAGGGAGAACCGUCUGUUGGCUGACCUGCACCCUUUUGGCUCAUCGCUCCUCAAGCUUACAGGCUCUGCAGUCGGUUGUGCAGCACCAACCCCUCUUGCGUCCCUGAACCCGGGGUUUGCCACCGCUGUCUACGUUUACGGGAUUCUGAUGAAAGGCCCAGAUCUCGUUGAAGCUAAGAGCUGCCCCAGCUCGACGGCGUGUGCCUGCGCGACGGCAGCUCCUCAGCCUGGAUGGCAAUGUGGCAGGGAAAGCCUUGAGGCAAGCUGGCCCAACCUGCGGCCCACCCUUCCCCCUCAGGUUUCCCUGCAGCCACACAAAUGCCUGACAGGCUUGUCCAGGUCAGCCCUCUCCAGCAGGAAUAAGCCGAGCCAUGAAGAGAGCAGUGCAGCCGCCCCAGCCCCUCUACUCGGUGAGGACCUGCUGGAACAUGAGGGGGUUCCUCUCUUACCAGAGUCAUUUGUCACCUUCACGCAAGAGGGAGCCCAGAGGGACCUGCCCUGCCCGCUCCCCACCAGCUUUGGGCCAUGUCCUGGGGGGCGGUGACCCCCCAAACCCUGACACAGGGGCUCCUCUCUGGGGCGGCUGCUCCCCGAUGGCUUCACAACCUCCUGCACCAGCGCAGCCCCGGGUCACCGUGGCAGCCAUUUAGUGUCGGCGCGAUGUCACCAUUGCAUCACAAUCGUGGCCCUUGUUUUAGGGGGCUGAAGGAGGCUCAGCUGCCGCUUGGACUGCAUGCCAGCCAAGGAGCGUUUGGACAGGAGUGGGAAAACCACCUCGGAGAUGGCAGGAAAAUCCCACAAGCAGGUAGAAGCGGGGUGAUUUGGCAUCACCCCAACCUCUCCUCCCCUGGUGGCAUCCCGCCGGGUUUUUCGGCCUCCCCAGCUCUGACCCCUCUGCACACCCCUUGUCACACAGAACCACUGGAAGAGAAUAUUCUUGUGCUCCCUGCAAGAGAUGGAGGAGUGGAAGCUGACACUGCUGAUCUUCACCUCCAGCCUGAGCCUGUGGGGGCUCCUCAUGCUGGUGCUGCCCUGCGGCCCCAGCCUCUUGGCUGUCCUGGCUCUGGGCAUCCUCCUGGGCUGCUGGCCCAUGGGCAAGGCCAAGGUAGGUGUCUGCCUGGCAUCACCCCAAACGCUCCCAUCAGGGGGCAGAGCCUGUCCUCAGGGUGCUCAGGAGGGGCCCCAUUUUGGGAGGAGGGAGCAGUGAGCAGUGGCUGUUGCCCACCCAGCCCGGCCCCCGUUCGGGGGCCACUCCUGUCCCUGCGGCUCCACUGCCCCCUUUCCAGGGCUCACUAACCCAGGCCUCGCUUUCUGGGGACAGGGGACCUCUGCGGAGAGGAACAGAUGGAGAAGCCAGAGGAAGAAGGAUGACGUGAUGGGUAGGUGAAGCAGCCCCAGAGCUGCGCCGGACUCCGCAGAGGCUCCCAGCUGAGGGACGUCAUUGUACCUGCAGCCCUCGUGCCAGCUGCCCCUCUGCUUCCUUCCCCAGCCACAGUCUUCGUCCCAAGCAAAGGCCUGGAGUGCAUCAUGAGGAGCCAGGUGGAAGAGAGCUGGAAGCUCCAUGGAGGAGACUGGAGGGCAAUCGGCUUCGGCGAUGAAGCGGCUGCUGCAGGGGAGCUCCCGCAGGAAAAAGGAGACGGGGCUCAAGGUGGGAAUGUCAGUGCUGCCACCAGCUUGGAGCUCCUCCCGAACCAGCCCUCCUUGGACAGCGUGGAAGAGCUCGCCACGUCCCUGAUGGAGUCCCUGGACAUGGCCCAACUCUGCCGUGACCUGCUGGGAAAACUGAAGGAAUCUGUCAACUGCAACGCCGCGACCCCCUGCAAGGACGUCAGGCAGGAGUACGUGGUGUGCCUGCAGUGCCGUCAGUGCCUCACCUGCUGCUGCCUGUACUGCAGCGAGGCCGCAGCUGAUCAGCACCUGCCCACGCUGGCCACCAUCCUGCACUCCGUGGACUUGCUGGUGCACGAGGAGGAGGUUCAGGUGGAAGUGGGGCUGUGCUUUGAGCUGGCCCUCGGCGGGGAGCUGUUCCACGGGUGGGAGGUAACCCAGAGGUUCCCCGAAAUACCCCCGGAGAGGUGCUGCCAGGAGUGCGGCGCGCCUCUGCCCAAGAGCCCUGGGCACGGCGAGAGUUCUUGGCCAGCGGUCCCCAACCCCAGCGCCCAGGGCACAGCAAAGGGGCCCGAAGGAGGUGCAGACCUGCAGCCAGCUGGGCCGGGGGUGCCUCUCCCCACCGCAGUCCCCACGUGGCCCCUGCCCCCCUGGGCACAGCCCCCCUCUCCUGAGGCCCUGGACCAGCUCCAGAACGCUGGGAUGGAGCCCCUGCCCUCAGUGGGGUACAGGGCCGGGGAGCAGGGGCUCAGUCUUAAGUGCUUCCGUCGGUGCUGCGCCAAACUGAAGGAUAAACUGCAGAGGUGCGUAGCAACGGAGUGCUGCUGCUUGAUGGUGGAAGGGAGCGUGGCACCCAGUGGCGCUGCAGAAGAGGACCAGACGCUGCCCUUGGAGAGCCUGUUUACGGCCGACACGCUCUGCCAUCACACGGGGAUAGAGGCAUGAGGGAACCCCACCAGAAGUGGAGGGUGAGGUCCUGCCACACUCACCCUCAGCCGCACCGGGGCCAGCCAGACACUGAGGUUCCACUGUUGGGAAAAUGUUGCAAUGCAGUGCUGCUGCACAAGCUGUUCUAUCAGCUCUGUCCCCUGUAUAGCCCCAGCCCAGGGCUGCAAGCACAGUCAACUGAAUAGAGCAUCAAUACAAUGUUGUAACAAAGGUAAUGAUGGGCCUGACAGUUCAAAGGAUGUUGAUGUAUGAGAAACUGGCCCUUAGCUACCGAAGUGAUGGGAGAUCUAUCAUUGUGGCUACUAAGAACUGAGACGUACAGAACUUGAGGUAAUCGUCCUUGAAGACUAAAAGAAAGAAGAAACAAAA